This is a messenger RNA of Naegleria fowleri, 1563 nucleotides long. RefSeq lists its product as uncharacterized. NCBI's taxonomy places the organism in Eukaryota, Heterolobosea, Eutetramitea, Acrasida, Naegleriidae. Gene Ontology annotation, molecular function: RNA cap trimethylguanosine synthase activity. The record is from RefSeq and is a predicted model, not a curated record. Bases 1 to 1563 code for a protein of 520 amino acids. The transcript has a single exon. Gene Ontology annotation, cellular component: nucleus. Gene Ontology annotation, biological process: 7-methylguanosine cap hypermethylation; 7-methylguanosine RNA capping.
AUGAUGAAACCCAUCACUGAAAUUAUUACUUGUUCACUUCAAUCAUCUCCUGUUGUCAACAAUUCAUGUUCGUCAUCAUUCACUUUUAUUCCAUAUCCCAUCACGAAAUCAUCUCAAACUCUCUAUUAUUCUCUUCAGAGUUUAUCAAUAUUAGAUUGUUCACAUAAUUCAAUUUUAAAUAAUUUAUUAGAAAAUCAUCAAAUUAAUAUUAAAUUAUUUAUUAAAUUAUUAUUAGAUCAUGAACAAGCAAAACAUCAUGGAGAUGAUCAUUAUUUAGUUUAUCAUUUAAAUGGAAUGCAAUUUGAAAUACAACAAUAUUUUACAUCAAGUAUUGAAUUGAUAUUAGAAAUUAAUCAAAUGAAUGGUUUUGAUUAUAAUAUUUCACAAAUGAUUAUGAAUCAUUGUAAAGAUAUUAAAUUGUAUUGUAGUGCUCUUUCAUAUAUGGUUUCAAAUAGAAUAUCAUCACUAUCCACGGAAAGAUCAUCCUGGAGUACGGACAUGUCUAGAUAUUCCUUACAACCAUCAUCACCAUCAUCAUCACUUGAUCACAUCAUGGAUACAACACCUUCUCCAACCAUUAAUAUUGAUAAAUAUAUGAAACAACGACAUAAAUUAUUUUCUAAAUUUGAUGAAGGUAUUCAAUUAGAUACAACUUCAUGGUAUGAAGUGACACCAGAGACUAUUGCAAAAUAUAUUGCAGAAAAAAUUAAUUCUAUAGGCCAUGAGACACAUUCCACUACUGGACAUUCUACUACAGCACAUUCUCAUUCUCCUAAUCUUCAUUCUCGUCACAAGAUUAUUGUCAUUGAUGCAUUUACAGGAUGUGGUGGUAACAUGAUACAAUUUCUAUUACAACCAAAUAUAGAUCUAGUGAUUGGAUGUGAUAUCUCUGAUACUAAAUUAGAAUAUUGUAGACAUAAUAUCACUGUGUAUGGAUGUAAUGAAAGUAAAAUGAAAUUGGUUCAUGGAGAUUAUAUGGAACAUUUGAAAAGAGGAACAUUUUUAAAGAUGAUUCAAGACUAUGUUAAUGAUCAUUUCUCAAUGCAAGAAAAUAUUAAUGAUCAUUUCUCAAUGCAAGAACAUUCCACAAUGAAGAGAGAGAAUGAAUUGAAGAAUUCCAACAUGAUCAUUAUUGCAUUUCUAGCUCCACCUUAUGGUACCAUGAAUUAUCUCUCUACUAUUUAUAAUUUAAAAACAGAUCUAUUAAUUAAUAAUAAUACUCAUAAUGGUAUUGAUAUCUAUAGAUAUACGAGAGAUUAUUUAACAAGAAAUAUCAUUUAUUUGUUACCAAAGAAUGUAAAUAUCAAGCAAGUGAGUUAUCAAAUUGAGAGAAGUUGUAAUAGUUGUGGUAGUGGUGGUAGUAGUACAAUACAACAAGUGAGUGAAAGUUUUGAUCAAAUUGAGAAAAGAACAACUAGUAGUAGUGAGGAGGAUAGUAGUGAUCAAACAAAAGAAUCCACGUAUCUAGAUUUUGAAUAUAUUUACAUGGAUGAUGUCUAUUUAAAGUUAAUAUUCAUGUAUACGAGUGAAUUGAUGGAACAUGUCAAUCCAUCAUCUCAAUAG